AUGACUGACGGCAGUAAACUCAGGGCGAUUGCUGACUAUAAGGGGAUUCAGUAUGUGCUAGGCGAGACCGGAUCCGUAUCGUGCCACGGAGCCGGAGACGUCUCCGACACAUACGCCGCCGCCGUCUGGGCAGUCGACUACCUCUUGUACCUCGCAACCCUCAAGGUCUCGCGCGUCUACUUCCACCAGGGAACAGGCUUCCUCUACUCCUCCUGGAUGCCAAUCGCAAGCGAGACGGACGGGACACCGCGAUUCCUCCACCCGCAAUACUACGGAAACCUGCUGACCGCGCACGCGCUCGCAAGCACUACACAACAAGUUGUCAUGCUAGCGAGCGAAACCUCGUUUACGGCAUAUGGGAUCUACACCGCGGACGAGUCUAGCGCGAUACAACAUCGCACGGCCCAUCCGCCUCCGACGCGUCGUCAUCGUCAAUCUCCAAGAAUUCAACGUCACGCAGGGCGCCGAUUCGAGACCGUCCGUCGGUUGACGGGGCCAGGUGCUGAUGCUAAAGGCGGAGCUAGCUUUGCGGGCUUGACGGUGGAUAGCAACGGGGCGCUGGCUGGGUGCGAGAUAGUUGAGAGGUUAGGACGUGGUGUGAAGAUGUUUGUUGGUGACAUGGAGGCGGUUCCUAUUUCGAUUGAGGAGUAA
Molecule: messenger RNA, 651 nt
Organism: Aspergillus calidoustus
Lineage: Eukaryota; Fungi; Ascomycota; Eurotiomycetes; Eurotiales; Aspergillaceae
Source: the annotation of a GenBank genome assembly